UAUAGUUAGGCAUGCGAGCGAAGCGUGGUGUUCUGGAGCAACGUAUACGUAUGUAUGAUGUUUUUACGUGCACCUGGAAUUGCUGAACCUUGCUUGCUGGGCAUUUGCUCCAUAACCCUCUCUCUCUCUCUCUCUCUCUCUCUGUGUCAUCGCGUACUCUGACGCAGCUUUCCAUCAUCACUCUCUUCUCUUCAUAGACUACCAUUCCUCAUCGUCACGACUCUCAUUGAAUUCCGAUAAACUCUCCAAUUCACUCGCCAAGAACCGCUCGUAAUCGAUUGGUUUGGAACCAGAAAAAACAGGGAUCGAUCCCCAAAAACCAUGCAAUCCAACGCGGACCGCUUCGUCUAGGUUUCCCCUCUCGGAAUUUCUAGUCCUGAAUCGGUUCCAGAUUCGGCUUCCAAAACCCUUGCAAUUUCUUCAGGACCUGAGCAAAUGGAUAUCUCUACCAUCAUAACUUCUCAAGUUUGUGGAAUUCCUAGUUCUGAUGUGAUCACUCUGGAAGGACAUACUUCUGAGGUUUUUACUUGUGCAUGGAGUCCAGCUGGUUCACUUCUUGCAUCAGGGUCUGCAGAUGCAACAGCUCGGAUUUGGACAGUUGUGGAUUGGACCAGUAGAUCUAGUUUACAAAAUGGAUCUUCAAAGGUGCUGGUGCUGAAUCAUGUAAAGGGCAAAAAAAAAGGGAAAAGCAACGAUGUCACAACUGUUGAUUGGAAUGGGGAGGGGACACUGCUUGCAACAGGCUCGUAUGAUGGGCAAACUAGGAUUUGGAGUUCUGAUGGUAAUCUAUUUUAGCAGGUUUUAAUUGACAAGUUUUUCAUUUCUUGCUUUAAAACCUUAAGCAGAUUGUAAAAAUAUUAUGCACAGAUAACCGGUGAAGCUUCUAUUCUAUGUAUCUUUUUUCUUGUUUCGUUGUGUACUCUCUUUAAAGUGCUAAAAUUUUAAAAGUCAAAGAUGCAAUAAAUGUAGUCUAUAUUAAGCCUCUGUCAUAACCCUUAUUGUGAGAAGACUUGGACAAAGUUAUUUUACCUGUGCUUGCUGACUUGGUAGUCACUAGUCACUUACAAUUCAUUGGCAUAGUAUUUGAACAAUUUCUAGUUGUAUGUUAUGAUCAAAUUCUAAUGUUGAUCUCACUGCUGCACAGUGAUCUAUCCCUGAGCUUUGUUGAGAAAGUUUAUUGGAAGUCUAAUUUCAAUUUUUAGAGUAGGAGUUGACGGUUUUUUAGAGCUUCCAGCGUAAUUAGCAUUUAGCCCAUAAAAUGAAACAAAAUGAUGAAAAUGAAUAGAUGUAAUUAGCAAAACGAGAAUCAUGCUCUCGUGUUUCCAUCAGGUGGCAUUCCAAGGAUGGCCCUAAGUAUUAGAGUUAGUUAAAAUGGGGUGUUUUACCGUGGUCAGCAGUCAAUCUGCUCUUUGAUGUUUAUCAUUGUUCACAUAAGCAGACUGAUUGGCAAAGUUGUUUGGGCCUUCAGCUUGUUCGUAUUAUGAUGGAAUAAUUAAUGAAUGCUAUGGGAUCUUUGACAAAACCAAAUUAGUUGACACAUUAUGGUGUUACACUUGCAUUGGUGAUAAUAAUUUCUUUUAUUUCAUGAACUUCAUCAGUGAUCAUCAUUGUGAUGGCUGGAAGCUUAAGAUAGGAACACUAGCCAGGACCUUUGAGUAACUAGGAGAGUGAAGAGGUGUGGGUACUCCAUAUUGUCAUUCUUCUUUUGGCAGCAAGGAAGAUCCUUGUAAGAUAAUAAAAUAUCUAGUAUACAUAAGCAAAGAAAGGAAUAGAAAAAUUGGAGGAAACGAUGGGGAUUUUUUUGUUAAGGAUGCAUAUGGUAUGGGAUGGUCAUUUUCUUUGUAAUUCUUAUCAUAUUGGUUGAAGUCACAAAUUUGUAAUGUAACCUGUCUUUAUCUGGUCUUAACUUUUGAGAACUUUCACUUCUUUCUCCUGGUUUGUAAUCUCUGUCUAGGCAAACUAAAGAGUACUUUAAGCAAACACAAGGGACCUGUAUUCGCUUUGAAGUGGAACAAAAAGGAGGAUUAUCUUCUUACUGGAAGCUCUGACAAAAGUGCUAUUGUGUGGGAUGUGGAGGCCAAGGAAUGCAAACAAA
Camellia sinensis is the source of this 2095-nucleotide messenger RNA. The record is from RefSeq and is a predicted model, not a curated record. Lineage: Eukaryota; Viridiplantae; Streptophyta; Magnoliopsida; Ericales; Theaceae.